UUGCAAGCUGCAUUCAAGGGUGAUUGGGAAUCUGCUAAAAGAUUUUUUGAACGAGAUUCUGCUUCAAAAAUGGCCAAAAUAACAAGCAGAUCAGAAACAGCUCUUCACAUAGCCGCUUUGAGUGCACAAGACCAAUUCGUUGAGAACCUGGUUGAGCUCUUGUCUCCAUUCCCUGAAGCGCUUGAAAUGAUUGAUUCUGAUGGCCGCACAGCCCUCCACAACGCUGUCCUUUGUGGAAGGAUAAGGAUGGUCAAGGCAUUAGUUAGAUGUAAUCCUAAGCUGACGCAACUUGCAGAUAAUGAAGGACGUGUUUCUUUGGGAAUAUCUGCUGUGGAAGCUUCUAUGCAUAAGGAGAUUGCUUGGUUCCUGGCAAAAAACACGUCAGACGACGGGCCAAGUCAUCCCUUCAGCAAUCCUUCUGCGAUUGAUUGCAUUAUAAAUCUCACAUACGCUGGUCAUCAUGAUAUCACCCUUCAUCUAGUCGGGCGGUACCCCCACUUAAUGACCAUGAAAAGUGCAAAGCAUCAAGGCAUAUCUAUACUUUACUCGUUGGCAAUGAUGCAGUCUCACUAUCCCAGCGGAACCAGGCUGAGUGUUUUGGAAGCAUUGAUAUACAAAUGUAUUCCGGUGGACUUGAACUACAAACCAACAGAUACAAAUUCGGAUCCGGCCCUUCAAUGUCUUACAGGGUCAUUCUGGAAUGCCACCAAAGUCGUUGUUCCUAUAAUCAAAAGAGUCCAUGAGGUGAAGCUGAGACAUGUGGCGGCAUUCGAGUUGGCAAAACAAAUUUGCGUUGCGAUCUCUUAUAUGAAUACUACCGAGAUCAUGAAUUUUUUCCAAGAGGGGGAAUUGUUGGCUCAAGCUACAAGCAGAGGAAUCAGUGAAAUUGUGAAACUAUGUACUCAGUUUUUCCCGGAGCUUAUUUGGAUUUCGCUUUAUAGUAGGAGGUUAAGGACACUUUCUGUGGAGUUUCGCCAAGAAAAGAUUGUCAAUCUCUUUCUAAGGGAAAGCUCAAACAGUGAGUUGUCAUUAGUGCCGGCACCUAUAAAAUAUGAUUCAAGGUGGAUGAUAUAUGAAGCAACACAUUACAACCCUAAGUUCGAUGCGAUAACUAAUGUCGCUGGAGCAGCUUUUCAGAUGCAAAGAGAACUCCAGUGGUACAAGGCUGUGGAAAGCUGGAUUAUCCCUACUAGAAGAACCGAAUUAUAUGACCAGAAAACAUAUUGGAGUAUGUUUGUGGAGAAUCACAAAAUGCUGCUUGAGAAUGGAGAGAAGUGGGUGAAGGACACAUCAAAUUCAUGUAUGCUUGUCUCAACUUUAAUUGCCACAGUAUUGUUUGCUGCCGCAUUCACUCUUCCUGGAGGGAAUGACCGCAAAACUGGAGUGCCAUUGUUGUUAGGACAUGACCCUUUCCUGGUUUUCGCAAUUUCGGAUGCCUUAGGCUUAUUUUCCUCCGUGAUGGCCAUGUUGUUAUUUCUAGCCAUCUUAACAUCGCGGUAUGAGGCGGAAGAUUUUCUUGACUCAUUGCCUAAGAAGAUCAUAAUGGGCCUUAGCUUUCUCUUCCUCUCCUUGGCUUUUAUGCCAGUGGCCUUUGCUGCAACUCUCACAAUUGUACUGGAUAAGAGACUGGAGUGGGUUCUCAUUCCCAUCACUUUGUUGGCCUCUGUCCCCGUGGCUUUAUUCGCUGUACUACAGCUUCCCCUGCUAGUCCAGAUGGUUAAAUCCACCUACGGACCAAGCAUCUUUCGUCCCGAGAGCAUUUGGGAGUGA
Messenger RNA from Rhodamnia argentea, 1770 nucleotides. RefSeq lists its product as uncharacterized. Gene Ontology annotation, molecular function: protein binding. The record is from RefSeq and is a predicted model, not a curated record. The transcript is spliced from 6 exons. Bases 70 to 1770 code for a protein of 566 amino acids. Lineage: Eukaryota; Viridiplantae; Streptophyta; Magnoliopsida; Myrtales; Myrtaceae.